UAUCCGAUUAGAAGACAUCGAUCAGAAUGAAAUCCUUUUGCGGAGGUCUGAUAUUUGGCAUCCUUGUGGCCGGCAGCUUGGCGGCUCCUCACGGAGGACAUGCCACCAGCUACAGCUCGGUGACCAAGCACGAAGAACCCAUCCACAAGGCCUACGGAUAUGGAUACGACCAUGAUGUGAUCAGUGCCUACGGAGGAGUCUACGGACACGGUUAUCCCAGUCACGGAUAUUCCGGCCAUGGCUACGAUAAGCACGAACCCGAUCACUAUCCAAAAUACCACUUCGACUACGGUGUCAAGGAUGCCCACACCGGAGACCAGAAGAGCCAGUGGGAGACCAGGGACGGCGACAAGGUCAAGGGCAGCUACUCCCUCAAGGAGUCCGAUGGCACCACCCGCGUGGUGGAGUACACCGCCGAUGACCACAAUGGCUUCAAUGCCGUCGUCAAGAAACUGGGCCAUGCCGUUCACCCUCAGGUCUACCACAAGGGCUACGGACACGGCGACAUCUACGGCUCGGACUACGGCUACGGACACGAUGUGGCGCAUUAUGGUGGUUAUGGACACGGCGGACACGGACAUGCCAGCAGCUACGUGAGCGUGAAGCAACUGCACUGAUCAAAGGACCUCCAAACGAAAGCGACCCUAAGUGAUUCACCUGACUAAAGAAAGCUUUUUUACUCAUUUAG
This is a messenger RNA of Drosophila bipectinata, 688 nucleotides long. RefSeq names its product Cuticular protein 76Bb (gene Cpr76Bb). NCBI's taxonomy places the organism in Eukaryota, Metazoa, Arthropoda, Insecta, Diptera, Drosophilidae. The record is from RefSeq and is a predicted model, not a curated record. Gene Ontology annotation, cellular component: extracellular matrix.